This is a messenger RNA of Anopheles bellator, 667 nucleotides long. RefSeq names its product small ribosomal subunit protein eS26 (gene RpS26). The record is from RefSeq and is a predicted model, not a curated record. The transcript is spliced from 3 exons. Lineage: Eukaryota; Metazoa; Arthropoda; Insecta; Diptera; Culicidae. Gene Ontology annotation, cellular component: ribosome; cytosolic small ribosomal subunit. Gene Ontology annotation, molecular function: mRNA binding; structural constituent of ribosome. Gene Ontology annotation, biological process: translation. Bases 92 to 439 code for a protein of 115 amino acids.
UGUGUAGCUGUCAAACGACGGCUUCGUGCAAGUGUGAACCAGCCUUUAAAGGUCUCUACUUCCGUGGCACUGUUAACGAUCUGUCACCAAAAUGACUAAGAAGAGGCGUAAUGGAGGACGCUGCAAGCACAACCGCGGCCAUGUGAAAGCCGUCCGCUGCACGAACUGUGCUCGCUGCGUUCCAAAGGACAAAGCGAUCAAGAAGUUCGUCAUCCGCAACAUUGUGGAAGCCGCUGCCGUGCGGGACAUCUCCGAUGCUUCGGUGUACAGCUCGUACGUACUGCCGAAACUGUAUGCCAAGCUGCAUUACUGCGUAUCGUGCGCUAUCCACUCGAAGGUUGUCCGCAAUCGCUCGAAGGAAGCCCGUCGCAUCCGUACACCACCGCAGCGAUCCUUCCCGAAGGACAUGAACCGACAGCAGAACGCUCAGCGCAAGUAAAUCUGCUGCAAACCCGGGGCGGUCCAGUGGUUCGUGAUUGUCGGGGGCGAUUAAGAUGGAAUGAAUUCUCGCUGGAAUCGUCGGGAGCCACUUUUGGUCUAGUGCGUUCGAGAGCUGCACACGUAUUUCUAGCGAUAGAAGAAGGGGCUGAGAAGAAAGAAUGAAAAGGACGAAAUAAGAAAACUAAAAACGCGUCAAAAUACAAAACCGAACGGCUAUUCCAUCAAA